Anoplopoma fimbria (sablefish) is the source of this 6485-nucleotide messenger RNA. RefSeq names its product enhancer of zeste 2 polycomb repressive complex 2 subunit (gene ezh2). NCBI's taxonomy places the organism in Eukaryota, Metazoa, Chordata, Actinopteri, Perciformes, Anoplopomatidae. Bases 373 to 2682 code for a protein of 769 amino acids. Gene Ontology annotation, biological process: chromatin remodeling. The record is from RefSeq and is a predicted model, not a curated record. Gene Ontology annotation, molecular function: histone H3K27 methyltransferase activity; protein binding. The transcript is spliced from 19 exons.
CGUCGGCGCCUCUGAUUGGCCCAGAGCGUUUGGCGCCUCUUGAAUCCCGCCGCAGCCCGUAGUGCGGGGAGUUGAGCGGUUUGAACCGACGCGGAAACAUUGAAAUUGUUAAAAUCGUUGGAUUGAAUUUAAACUCUGGGAUUUUCCAAAUAUUCAAACAAAAUCUUUUAUGACAAAUCCGGGUUAAAAACAGUGAAGAACGGCGGCUUUGUAUUCAUUUCCGGGUUCGUAAAGCCGGUCUCCCUCCUCCCUGAGCUAACAGCUAGCUGCUAACGCUACAGCUAACAAGCUAACAGCUAAACCUCCAGACACAAAGGACGACUUCUGCCGGGGUUUGUCGGAUGAGUGCUGAGCCUCCUGUGCAGGUUGAUCAUGGUGCUGACAGGGAAGCGCUCGGAGAAAGGUCCUGCCUGCUGGAAGAGGAGGGUGAAGUCUGAGUACAUGAGGCUUCGGCAGCUCAAACGCUUCAGGCGGGCCGAUGAAGUCAAGAGCAUGUUCAAUUCCAACCGUCAGAAAAUCUUGGAUCGAACUGACAUUUUGAACCAGGAGUGGAAGACCAGGCGAAUCCAGCCGGUUCACAUCAUGACGUCAGUCGGCUCCUUAAGAGGCACCCGAGAGUGCACUGUGGAUAGCGGUUUCUCUGAGUUCUCCAGGCAGGUCAUCCCCCUGAAGACUCUCAACGCCGUGGCCUCGGUCCCGGUCAUGUACUCCUGGUCGCCGCUGCAGCAGAACUUCAUGGUGGAGGAUGAGACGGUGCUCCAUAACAUCCCCUACAUGGGAGACGAGAUCCUGGACCAGGACGGUACUUUCAUAGAAGAGCUCAUCAAGAACUAUGACGGCAAAGUCCACGGAGACAGAGAGUGCGGCUUCAUCAACGAUGAGAUAUUCGUGGAGUUGGUCAGCUCUCUGUCGCAGUACAGCGACAACGAGGAUGACGAGGAGGAGGAAGAGCAGGACUUCAAGGUAGAAAAGAUGGAGAUCUGUGACGGCAAGGAGCACCCAGAGGAACCCCGCAAGGACGGGCUCACCAACAAUGAGAGCCGAACCAGCAAUGACGACACCAAGAAGUUUCCCUCUGACAAGAUUUUUGAGGCCAUCUCCUCCAUGUUCCCUGACAAGGGCUCCACUGAGGAGCUCAAAGAGAAGUACAAGGAGUUGACGGAGCAGCAGCUGCCCGGCGCUCUGCCCCCAGAAUGCACGCCGAACAUCGACGGCCCAAACGCUCGCUCCGUGCAGCGCGAACAGAGCCUGCACUCAUUCCACACUCUGUUCUGCAGACGCUGCUUCAAAUACGACUGCUUCCUCCACCCUUUCCAUGCCACUCCAAACACUUACAAGCGCAAGAACUUGGAGAACCUGGUGGACAGUAAACCCUGCGGCAUCGACUGCUACAUGUACCUGGUACAGGACGGGAUGGUGAGCGAGUUCCCCGUGGGCGUAGUUGCUGAGCGACCCAAGACGCCCUCAAAGCGCCCGGUGGGACGUCGCCGCGGACGGCUGCCGAACAGCAACAGCCGGCCCAGCACCCCCUCCGUCUCCUCGGAAACCAAAGACACGGACAGCGACCGCGAGGGCAGCAAGGAAGACGAGCGGGAAAACGAGAGAGACAACGAGCAAGACAACGACAAAGACGACGAGGACAAGAAGGACGAUAACACCAGCAGCUCAGAGGGCAACUCUCGGUGUCAGACUCCAGUGAAGAUGAAGCUGAUCGGCGAGGCUGAAGCGGUGGAGUGGAGCGGGGCCGAGGCCUCACUCUUCAGGGUCCUCAUCGGGACAUACUACGACAACUUCUGCGCCAUCGCACGACUCAUCGGCACCAAGACCUGCAGACAGGUUUACGAGUUCAGGGUCAAGGAGUCGAGCAUCAUCGCUCGGGCUCCCGCCGAAGACGAGGACACGCCGCCUAGAAAGAAGAAGAGGAAACACAGACUGUGGGCCACUCACUGCAGGAAGAUCCAGCUGAAGAAAGAUGGCUCGUCCAAUCACGUGUAUAAUUACCAGCCGUGUGACCACCCGCGGCAGCCCUGUGACUCCUCCUGUCCCUGCGUCACCGCUCAAAACUUCUGCGAGAAGUUUUGCCAGUGCAGCUCCGAAUGUCAGAACCGUUUCCCAGGUUGUCGGUGCAAAGCUCAGUGCAACACCAAGCAGUGUCCCUGCUACCUGGCAGUGAGGGAGUGUGACCCCGACCUCUGCCUGACCUGCGGCGCCGGGGACAACUGGGACAGCAAGAACGUGUCCUGCAAGAACUGCUCCAUUCAGAGAGGCGCCAAGAAGCAUCUGCUGCUGGCUCCGUCAGACGUGGCCGGUUGGGGCAUCUUCAUCAAAGAGCCGGUCCAGAAAAACGAGUUCAUCUCCGAGUACUGUGGAGAGAUUAUCUCUCAGGAUGAAGCCGACCGCAGAGGGAAAGUCUACGACAAAUACAUGUGCAGCUUCCUCUUCAACCUCAACAACGACUUUGUUGUUGACGCCACGAGGAAAGGCAACAAGAUCCGCUUUGCCAACCAUUCUGUCAACCCCAACUGCUAUGCAAAAGUGAUGAUGGUAAACGGCGAUCACCGGAUAGGAAUCUUUGCCAAGAGAGCCAUCCAGACCGGAGAGGAGCUCUUCUUUGACUACAGGUACAGCCAGGCGGACGCUCUGAAGUACGUUGGGAUCGAGCGGGAGUUGGAGAUCGCCUGACUCGGACUUCUACCUCCCGUGGAAUCAACGACAACAACAACAACAACAACAAAGGCCUUACACUCAAACACAAAAACAAACACAGCUUCACUUCAGGAAAUCCAGACGACUUGUCAAAAUGCUAGAAAAGCUUCAGGAAAACUGUGAAUAUUUGAAGCAGAAUUUUGUAGCUGUGUUUUUAUUUUUUUGCCACCUUUUUGGAAGAAAAAAAAAGACUUUUCAUACGUUUCCUUUUACUUUUCCUUGUGUUUUUCUUCUGUGAACAAAUCUUCCUCUUCUGUCGAGGAGUCUUGGAUUCAUAAAUGUUCUCUCAGCUGACUGGUGCAGAUCUCCUACAAACGGUCGUUUUUAAUAUUCAAACAGUAAAAUGUUCUUCAUUGAGAGGAGACGAAUCUCAAAAAAACAAAACUGGCUUUUCAGUUCAAGCUUCAGGGACCAAACUCCUCCUGUCGUCAUGUUUUUUUAUAAAGUGUGAACUAAACCAGCCAAACACUCCUCAGAGUGCUGGAAUCGCUGUCUGUCUGUAAAGCGAGAGGUCGUUCACGAAGCAGCGUCGCUCCAGAUCCAACGCUGAUUAUUACGACUUUUAGGGCGACACCGUCAGGUUUUGAUUACGAUAACGUCCACGUACAGUCGCUGUUAGUAACGUUUAGUCAGAGCUGAAAUCAACAAUUGUGAUCGAUUAUCAUCAAAGUAAUGCCAAACUAGUUCCAAUGAUUUUCUGUUUUUCCCUGUCAUAUAUAAACUUAAUGUUCUUGGUCGUUGUUCGUACAAAAUAAUGCAUUUGAAAACACAUUUUAUAGACUAAAGCAUUGAUGGAUUAAUGGAGAAAAUAUGCAGAUUAAUCAAUAAUAAAACAAAUACUUGAUAUAUAGCCAGAACAGCAUAUUUAACUUCUCUUAAAUCAUUGAAAUCAAACUUUGGCUUUAGAUGAGGCCUGAAAAAAAUUGUAAGUUUUAUCAAUUAACCUGUUUUUUAUUUCUUUGAUUAAUCAGUUAAUUGUUUGGCCCUUAAAAUAGAGAAAAAUGUCCACAUGUUUGGUCUGAUCAAUAGUCCAAAGACAGAAAUUCACUAUACAGCGAUAUAAACAGAUUGAUUCAUUUUUAAAGUAAUUUAUCACAACUUUAUAUCUCUAAAAUUAAAGUUUGUUUGUUCUUGUCUGUUUCUCGUUUCCAAAGCUGCAUCAGAAAACAAAUUUCAGUCCCUGAGAUUUUUUUUUUCUCCUACUUAUUUCUUUAAUUGCUUUUAAAACUAUAUAGAUAUCUUUCUAUACCUAAAACAUCUUUAAAAUGUUAUGAUUAAAGACUUAAAAAAUGGUCUUGUUUUGUUCGACCAACAGUCCAAAACUCAACGAUGUUCAGUUCACAAUUAUAUAAAAGAGAAAAACAGAAAAAUAAUCACAUUUGAGACGUUUGAACCAGCUAAUUUCUGUAGAUAUUUAUAAGUUUGAGGGAAGUUUCAGGCUGUAACUUAUAUUUUGUAGACCUCACGAUGCCUUCAGGUCUCAGUUUUUUUUUCUGGAGACGACUCUGCUUUGUGACGCCGCUGCUGCUUCAGGUGCUAACGUAAAAAACAAGAAACCAGCACUACUUCACCACAACAGGAAACUCAAACAGAUGAACUCUUACAAGCCGUUUCCUGAUCUCCUCAGAGAGAGUGACGCUGCUUUCCUUUGUUUUUAUUACACAAACUUAACCAAAACCACACAGAUACAAAUUUAGGUUUUCAUUCAUGUUCUCCUCCGACGCUCUGAUGUCUCUCUCACGUCUGUUAGAAGUUUUCUUUUUUCCCAGCAUCACUGUGCUCUACUCGUACCGACUCGGUCCAGUUUGUUUUUCUGCUUCUCUUAGAUCAGGUUGUAACGAGUCAAAAAAGAUCACCGUAGCAAGCAAGGUGUGUGUUAAAUAAUCGAAAAAUAUUUUGUUAAAAUUCAAACAAUACAGAAUUCAUUCAGCUAAAAAGCUUUUUUCUUUUCUCUUCAAGGGCUGCAAAAAAAGAUUAAUCAAUUUAUCUGUUGCUUAUUUUAAGGUCGAAGAGCUGAAGUCAAUGUUAUUUUUGUCUAAAACACAAAGAGAUUCCAUUUUAAAUCAUGUGAAGACAGAAAAGCAGCAAAUCUGAUCACGUUUGAUAAGCCGGAGAAUUAUUUUGUAGCCAAAUUAUCAAUUAUUGAAUUUACUGCAACUAGAUUCUGUCAUUGAAAUGAUCCACUUAAUCAGUUCAGUUCUGAAUUCUUGUAAGAAUUGCGGGAAAAAAGUUGCUGCAAGACCUAAAUCUCACAACUGAGAAGCUGGAAACGGCGAAUAUUAAACAUUUUCCUCUAAUUAAAAAAAAUAAUAAUUUGCUCACACAAUUUAUCAAUUAACACUUAUGUGGAUCCACAAAGACGAGAAUUUUCCCCCACAUGAUUCAAGAUAUCAAGGUAUAUAAUUACAUAUCCAGAAUAUGUAAUUAUAUUAAAUUAACCCUACUUAAUUAGGAGUUGAUAAAAAGCUGUUGAGCUACUAAAGCUGCAACUAUUAAAAUCAAUUGUCAAUUAUUUUUGGUUUCUGACACAUUUUUGAGAAGCUAGAACCAGAGAAACUCCUUUUAAUGUUUCAAUUAAUUGACUAAUCGUUAAUUAAAACAGGAGUUUCCUGAUUUAGAUGGAAAAGCUGCUGCUCUGUGCCGACCUGGAGGGUACGAGUAGAACGCAGUGAUGAAAAGUGAAUGUUAAAUUGGUGUUUUGUAGAUGUUUUAACCCGCCGUCUCUCUCUCUCUCUCUCUCUCUCUCUCUGCUGUGCCUUGAGUCCUUAUCUCAACUGUCUGCAUGAUGUUUUUAAACCCUCACAGAGGAUCCUCUCUCGACUCACUGCCUCCUCCCUGUGAAGUCCAAUCAGUAUGAAUAUAAUCCCAAUAGUUUCUCUCUCUCGUUGAAUAAGCCUUUUUUUUAAAUAACGUACCAACAAUCACGCUUUUGUGACUUUGACUCUUUUUCUGAUGAGAAUUCUGGUGCUUAGAAGAAAACCACCGUCUUUUUGACUUGAAGCAAUACCAGCUUCUUCUUCUUCCUUCUUCUUCUACUCCACCUUUUCCUGCUGAUGUUCUUUACUGUUACUCCUGUGAUUUAUAAAAGAAACUUCCCAGAGACGGACAGAGGAGGUGGGGUGGCGUCUCGUGGUGCUGUGAUGUCUGUAAGACUCUGAAACCUGGUGCUUCUCUUUGUCUGAAGGGGUUCCUACACAUGUCAUGAAUUUUUCUUUUUUUGGAAAAGCUUUUUACAGAUUUAUUGACAUUUAUGUGCAUGAAAAAUGGCAAAAAAAACAACAUUCUGACCACAAACUGGUGAAAAAUCUCCCUUUUUUGUUUGUUUUUUAUAUAAAUGUUUAACAUCACAAAUCUUUUACCAUGUUCUGAAUUUUCUCAGUGAUGAUGCAUUUGAUUGGGAUGUGAUUUAGGAUUUUAAAGAAGACCAUGUAAACCAACAAUUUAUCCCCCCAAAAAAGCUUUGUUUGUAUCUGUGAUUUGAGGGGCUGGGUGACCAAAAAAAAGUAUUUACGUUUCUAAAAGUGUUUGAACAUGAAAUGUAUGUUUAAAAAAAGCUUCCUAAAUGUCUGAAUAGAUGAUUCGAUUGUUGUUGCCCGGCCCUCGAUGAGCUCUGAACCGCAGGUUGUUAAUCGUUUUCACUUCUUCUUCUUCUUCUUCUUCUUCUUCUUGUCAAACAAGGACCACUUUUUUCUCCUCCGAUAACACAGGUGCUGAUUUUUUUUGUAAUGUUUACAGGGAUUUUGUUGUUCAAAGUGAUGCAGAUUAAAAUAUUAUAAAUG